Ostreococcus lucimarinus CCE9901 is the source of this 861-nucleotide messenger RNA. RefSeq lists its product with no specific name. The coding region runs from base 1 to 861 and encodes 286 amino acids. Lineage: Eukaryota; Viridiplantae; Chlorophyta; Mamiellophyceae; Mamiellales; Bathycoccaceae. The transcript has a single exon. The record is from RefSeq and is a predicted model, not a curated record.
AUGUUCGCGCCGAUCGCGCGCGCGCGCAGUGCGUUUUCUCGACGCAACGGCACGCCGCGACAGGGCGGCGCGCUCGUGCCUCGGGCGCGGUGCGAGGUAAAGAUGGAGGCGCGCCUGCCGCGACACCUGCUGGAAGGCUUGGACGAGUACACGCACUGCUGGGUGAUUUACGUGUUCCACGCGAACACGAAUUUAGCGGGGACGAAGACGGGGGGUGCGGCGAAGGGAAAGGUGGCGGUGCCUCGAUUGGACGGAAAGCGCGUCGGGGCGCUGGCGACGAGGACGCCGCACAGGCCGAUUCCAGUCGGGCUGUCCGUCGGGACGGUGGAGAGCGUCGACGCCGAGCGAGGAGUGGUAGUGAUAGGAGGGAUUGAUUUAGUAGAUGGAACGCCGAUUUUGGAUAUAAAGCCGUAUGUGCCGUUUUGUGACUCGAUCGCGAGCGCGAAGGCGCCGGAUUGGGUCGGGAAGGAAGCGGUCGGGAAGGAUGAACCGUUGAAAAUUAUUCGAGUCGACGUCGCGGAACGCGCCGAGGCGCCGUUGGCGAGUUCAUACGCUCGAAGCGCGGCGGCGAAGACGCUGUAUCCCGAUGUCAGCGCGUUUGUUGAAUUCUGCAAAGAAGUGUUGACGUACGACAUUCGUUCCAUUCGCGAACGCAACGCAGACGUGGACAAGCGAAAGUUUGACACGUACAGGGUGAUUUUGUGCGACGUGGAGAUCGAGUACACCAUUAGCGAGGAACGCAAAGUCGAAAUUACUGGCGCCAAAGCGGUCCCUAGAGAGAUUUUUGAUGAUUGGGAGCGCGCGAAAGUCGAGCAGCAGGCUCGUGAGGCGUUGGGAGAGCAUCCAAAGCCGAAGCAUUAG